Messenger RNA from Cylindrotheca closterium, 651 nucleotides. NCBI's taxonomy places the organism in Eukaryota, Bacillariophyta, Bacillariophyceae, Bacillariales, Bacillariaceae. The record is from the annotation of a GenBank genome assembly.
AUGAAUAUAGCCACAUUCGUCGAUCACAAUAACACAACCCUGACAUACCUACAGGAAAAAGACUACCCAAAUGCCGCCGUGUCGUCAUUGUCAGCUUUGACACACCUCCGUGCUUCCCAAGAAGUGCAACUCCACGACCUUCAACCUCAACGUCCACCAGGAGCCGUUGAUAGCAGCCUGGAUAAGUGCAUGCUCCUUUACCAAGAUUUCGAUGAAGACGAAGCCGAAUUAUCAUCUUCUGUCGUUAUCUACCACCAAGGAAUUCUGAUCCCUUCGACAAUGGUAGGCGAUCCAAGAAUCACUACUCCUAUUCUUAUCUUCAAUUCAGCACUUGCACACCAUCUGUCAGCGGAAGCAUCACAAGGCGCCGCAUCGUCGCCCCGGGAACUAAACAAGGCGAAGCGCCUUUACGAGCUUGCUUAUCAAUCUCAGACAAUAUCUGAGAAUAUGAUGUUUCGUUGCGCUAUUUUCAACAAUAUUGCAAUGAUUGACCUGAGGUUGGGGAAUGAAGAGCAGUCGAAGCAGUACCUGAGCCUUGUCAUGUCAGUGAUGAUGACUUUUGUGGAGCAAGGCUUUAGGGUAAAACUGCGUUGCUUACAGGGCUUAUGGGCGAAUGUAUGUUCCAUCAGUCAAACGGCAACAGCCGCGUGA